Messenger RNA from Osmerus eperlanus (European smelt), 6789 nucleotides. It is a transcript of the gene erich3, whose product is annotated as glutamate-rich 3. The transcript is spliced from 17 exons. The coding region runs from base 159 to 5801 and encodes 1880 amino acids. The record is from RefSeq and is a predicted model, not a curated record. Lineage: Eukaryota; Metazoa; Chordata; Actinopteri; Osmeriformes; Osmeridae.
CAAAUUUAAGUAGAAACGUAUCCGUACGUAGUUACAUUUUAUGCUUCAACAUUUUCGAUACUAAGAGUGAGAUUCCGAACAUAUCGCAGAAUGAAGACCAGACAAAAACAACAGAGAUAAGACCCGGAAAGCUCCGUGAAUUUGCAACUGCGAGAAUCAUGAGUCAUCUCAAUCCCGGACUUCUUUCAGCCUACAACAGUCUCACUGAUAAACACCUCACCGGGUACUUCAAUAACACCAGGAUCAGGAGACAUCUUCAAAGAGUUGGACUGAUCACCAGGAGUGGAAGGAUUGUCCCAGACAAGGAAUACAGGCAUAAGCUGAUCCAGAGGGCUCACCAGAGACAUGUACGUGAAUGCCUAGCCCAAGCCAUUUUCCACAAGGUGCUGGAUAUGGAGCGUGUCCAUCAGAUAGAGAUCAAGCGAAAGUUGGAGGAGUUUGCAAGAAGAGAGAGAGUGCAUAAAAUUAAGGUGGAGCGCUCUAAGAGGUAUGAAGAAGAAGUCAUCCACAUCCUGUCUCCACGCCCCCCCACGGGACCGAGGGCCUCCCACACACAGCAUUCUGGGCCAGAGGGGGACCACUCUGAGUCCUCUGAAUCGCCUGGCUCCUCCAGGCCCAACACAGCUCCAGGGAAGAUGCAGAGACCAGUGCGUCUAAAGCCCAUCCACAGUAACAGCACCACUGCCUCCCACCGACGUAGCUCCCCCUACAUGCACCAGGACUCCUCAAAUGACACCGACCAACGAUUCAACGUCAUUAUGGAUAAAGAUUCCAAGAAGCAUUUGACUGUGACAGAAUUUUCCCGUGGUAUAUCCCCCUACCGUCUUCCAGUCAUCAAUAACUUUGUGACCCCAGUGCCCCCUUCCAUCAAGAGGAAGGACAGGGGGCUGAAGGGCACCCCCAGUGGCACACUCAGAGGUCGGAGACUGCGCCCCACCACAGCCCCCUGUGGUCCUGAGGAGUCUCCGAUGCUCAGGACCACCUCGGUACAAAGUAAAGUGUGUGUGAGCAUGAUGUUCUUUGGAAAGACCGUGCACCUUUCCCACGACUUCAUCGACAUGAGGGACGAGGUAAAGGUUUUCCAGCAGCACUGUGGAGGGGAGAACCUGUGUGUGUACAAGGGGAAGCUCGUUGAGGGAGAAACGUUCCAGUUUGUGUCACGGCGCCAUCGUGGCUUCCCCUUCAGCUUGACGUUCUUCCUCAAUGGGUUGCAGGUGGAGCGUCUCAGCUCCUGCUGUGAGUUUAAACACAGGAAGGGCUCUCGGCUAGGCGGCAGACAUGGCCAUUUUGGCUUCUCAAAUGUGGAGGGGGCCUCACCCUGCUACAAGUGUAUCAUAGCCAUGGGACUGGACAAGAAGCCCACCCCUCCUCCCAAAAGAGUAAAAGAGGAUGUUGGGAGAGAUGUUGCCACCCACCAGGAUACACCCAAGGAUGCCCCAGAGGUGGAAGAGGAGCAAGCUGGAGGAGACCCUGGCUGUGACCCAGCUUCCAGCCAACCACAGGACAUGGAGACUGAGAUCAAAGAAGAGAUUACAUCUGAGGACCAAACCAAAGAUGGUCAUAGAGGAGUAAUACAUUCUCUUACAGACUAUGAAGAGGACUUUGAGGCAGAUGAAGAAGGACCUGUUGAGGAUGGAGAAGAGAAGAAAGACGGAAAAGGUCCCUCCCCCUCCCUCCAGAAAGAGGAGGAGGAAAAAGAGAAACAUUUCCAAUUGGACAGUGAGGUGGAGGAAAAAGAGGAGAAGAGGUCUCGUUCAGCCAGCUCUUCCAGCACUGAUAGUGAAGAGAGUGAGGUUGAGGCCGAGGCUGAAGAGGACCAGCCAGCAGUCCAGUCCAAAGACCCUGUGGAUGAGGAGGUUGUCCAGGAAGAUCCGGAUGAAAGCACAACUGACAGAGCAGCAGAGAAAGAUGAGAAAUCAACAGAGGACGCCACCACCAACGAGGAGACCUCCCCAACCCCACCCCAGACCACCACCAGCCCCACAGGAGAGGACACGGGGACACAGGACAGUCCAGCACACAGCCCACGGAGGACCGAGCCCGAACUGUCGGACGACAGUGGACCCUCAGAAACGGUGUGCAAUGGGGAUGAGGACGCAGUUGGCGCUGUGGAGGAGAGCGACACUGAAAAACUAGUAGACGAGUCGACAAAGGAGGAGCAAGACAGGGCCAAGUCUGUACAGGAGAAACUAGCGGAAGCCAUUUUGAAGGAGGCCCAGUGCAGUUCAGAGCCAGAGCUUAGUGACACAAGCACUGAAGAGGAAGAAGAGUCAGCAGAUAAAACCCAACUACUGGGUAGCACUGGUGGUGCUGCAGUGACCUUUACCAUGAAGAGACAAAUCACACAAUUUGAGGUGAAGUGUGAGGACACAGCUGAACAGAGUGAACAAGAAGUGACUUUACAAAGUGUACUAGAAGAACAAGGAGAUAUUGUUGCAAAACAGAAGACUGAGGAUGAUGAAGCUGAGUCAGAGCAGAAAACUGAAGAAGGCAGUGAGAAAAAUGAGGUUUUAAAAAUGAAUCCAGUAAUUGAUGAUACAGAGAAGGAAGAAAGCAAAGAAAUUAUUCUCGAUGAGGCUAUGGGGGUUCAGGCAGACGAGCCAGCAAAAGCAUCUGAUGUUGAGGACACUACAGUGAAAGACCAAAAGGAGGAGGAACAGGAAACGACAGAAAAGGCUGACGUACAACAUGAACCAGAACAAAAGACUGUCGAGACAACAAACUGGGAAAAUUCCGAGUUUGUGGCUCCAGAACAAGAGAGCAAGACUGAAGUAGAAACAGCAGAAACAGCUGAUGCAGAACCUGAGGUAAAGAGUGAAGUAGAGAAAAUUAAAGCAAUGCCCUUGGUGGAGCCACAGGCUACCAUCCAUAAACAGACAUCUGUAACUGACACAGAGAAUCAAGAAGACAAGCAGGACAUGCUAGGGGGCACAAAGACAGAAACCAUAGCAGAGAAUUCAAGCAGCUCAUCUGAGGGAAGUGGAGACACAACUGUUCAUGCUGAACAGACAGCAGACACUGAUGAGAAUAGUAAACAUGCACUUGAGGAAAUAAAGGACGAGCCUGAGGGUGGGGUAGAGCAAGUUAUAAAAGAAGACCAAAAAGGAACAGAAUUGACUGGAGAACAAGAGAAAACUGUAGAAUUAGACACAAGUGAUAAACUAGAUGAAGACGAAACUGUGAACGAUAACUUAAUAAAUGAAGAAGGGAUUGGUGUUAGUGAGGAGGAAAACAAGGGGACUGAUGAUGUUGAGGUGGGAGACACAGAAAAAAGUGACAUACAAGACAAUGAAGACAAAGCAGGGGAUGCAGAAAUGGUUAGGGAUGAGGAUCCACCUUUUGAGGGUAAGGUGGAAGAAAAGGUGAAAGAUGCAGAAGUAGCUGAAGACAAAGACAAUCCUGAAGGGAAGGGGAGUGAGGUAGGAUACCCUAAUGAAGCAUUUGUAGAGGGAGCAGACAAAGUUGGGGACACAGAAAAGGUUGCAGAACCUGGAACGGAUGAAAACAAGGAAGAAAAAAAUAUAGAGGAGGGUCAGGUCCAGGGGGAUAAAGAGGUUGGAGAUGACAGAUCCUGUGAUGGAGAAGAACCUGACAAAGACACGGUGACAAAAGCUGAGGAGAUAUUGGCAGAUGACAAAAAAACGGAAAAUGACGAGCAAGCUAGUUCAUCAGACAAUGAAACUGAAAUAAAGAAAGGAAAGGAGGCAGACAUGCUUCAGGAAAAGGUUGAGAAGACAGAUAAGUUGAGGGAAAUAAAAGUAGAAGAGGGUGAAACUAGAAAGGAUGACCAAAAGUCAGAGAUCAGCAACAAAGUUCUAGAUUUAGAAAACAUUGAAAACGAAAAACCAAAUGAAGACAAAAAUGAUAGCGAGAACAAUGGUGCUGAGGUAAAAGAGGAGAGCAAGGAUAAUCAAGACAAAAAUGACAGUGAAAUACAGGCUGACAGAGGUGAGCCAGCAACAAUCUGUGAACCUCAGAGUGAACCCCAGAAAGAAGGGACAGAAUCUACAAUCCAUGAUGGUGAUGACGAACUUGAGACAAAAGUCCAACAAAGCAAUGAACCAGAAGCAACUAGUGGCAAAUUCAACGAGGAGAAUGUUGAACAUUCUGGAGAAGCCCAGGCUGAAACACAAUGUGAAGAUAUACAGGUUGCCCAGGCUACACACACUUUGGACUUUGGAGAACCUUUGAACGCUGAAGAUGAACUCAAUCCGGAGUCUACAGCUGAGACAUCUGACCUCAAAGAGACUGAAGUAGUUAAAGAAGCACAGGAAUCUGAGAAGCUUCAAGAUGAACCUGAGCAAAAAAUGUAUAGCGAUAAAAGCAAUGGCAAAACUGCUCUUGAAGAUGAAGAUAAAAUAGAAGAUCGGAGCAUCCAGGAUGAAAAUGACAACACAAAUGUCAGAGAAGUACUGGUUGAUUCCUCAGUGUUGCAAUCUCAGACUUCAGAAACCCCAGAGUUAGAAUCGAACUUAGUUCCUGAAGCUGAAGCGGAACACGACCCACCUUGUGACACAGGUUCUAACACAGACAAGUCAAAUAAGAGAGACGAGUCCAUAGAAGAGGCUAGCAAGCCCUCUGAGGAAGGAGCCAGUAUUGUACACAAACCUCAAGCAGAAAUAGAGCAGGAGGAGGCGACAGACCUAAACAAAGAGAGCCGUGUGUCAGAUGGAGAAGCUAAUGUUCUUGAGGAUGUUGAGACCCAAGAACAUGCAUUAACUCCAGAAACCUUGGAUAAAGAAGACCACAGGGAUCUUGUGUCAAACUGGGUUAACAUGCAUCGGGCCUCUAAGUACUUUGAGACAUUUGUUGAACCCUUGGAUGACUUGAACAGGGUGACCUCAGAUGAUGCCGUCAGCCAGUCCAAUUCUAAUGCUAUCUUGUUAGAAUCUACUAAUGUGUCUGAGAGUCCUGACAGAUUGAGGGUGAUAGAGCAGAGUGUUGAAGAUGACGUCCAUUAUGAAAAGGCAGAUAUAGACCAUAAGGCGGUACAUCCGAAAGCCCAAAAGGAAAACUACUCUGACACGAACAUCGAAGUGGCAGACAAACACUCAGACAUUAGGAGUAACAACUCUAAACAGGAUGAACCAGAUGAAACUGGGCCCACUGAAGAGUUGAAAGCAGAGAUGGAGGUUACUGACCUGACACCUACUUCUGAAGCUGAAAACAAGAGCAGAGAAGAAACAGCAACGCCAGCCGAGGACAGUCAGACACCCGUGCAGACAAAGGAUGAUGACAAAGAAACCUCACAGAAAGAGACUGAGCUUACAGAUGUCUCCAAAAACGAAGUGGAAAGCCUAGCAAAUAAUGUUGAAGACGACAUGGGUGAGAAUCAAGCUGAGGUUGGGGAGAGCAAAGACCAAUCUGUCACUGAUGAUCAACCAGCAACAUUAGAGGAGAUAACUGACCUGCUGGCACUUUGCAAAACUGAGGAGGAACCACAGGAGAGCCGUGAGAGUCCAGAGCCUUUCUCGAAACCUGAUCUUAAGGACAUUUCAAGAGUGUCUGUUGAUACCAAAGAUCUCAAAGAGUCAGAGGAGCAAGAAAAUGCAGAGGUUACUGAAGUUACAGAUUUAACAGUAACUUCUGGAUCUAAAAAUGGUAGCCAGCAGGACUUGCAGAGUGUGAGGCAUCCAGAUGAAAGUGGGAGGGUUGACAGCAAAGACCUGGAGCUGAUCGGUGACCUUAAGGACACGCUUGGUAAAGAUGAGUUGACCACUUUCUCAGUGGAAGAGUCUUCACUGUUUGCCCGAACGUCCUACCCUCUGUUGACUACUGCACGGGAAGAGAGUGGUUAUUAGAGAUCACAGCUCACAUGAAGGUCUUGCACUUACAAUCAGAUGAACAGGAGCAGCAAAUUCUUUAGUGAUCAUAUCCUUCCAAGUGAUACUAACAUGGUGAACAGUCUACAGUUUAUGAUCAUUUCCUAUCCUUGAUUUAAUAAAACUAAAAACAAAUAGAAUACCAGGUGGAGGGAUCGAGAAUUGAUGGAGAUGGUGGAGAAUUGUCAAAGCAUUGAAAAAGUAUCUUCCCUUCAACAACGUUACGAUAAGUAGUUUGUUUACAAGUUUAGAUAGAUUAACAGAAUGUUUACGAUACCACACACGAUAUCCCUUGUCAAACUAACAAGGUCUUGCUUGUGGAGGUAUCCAGCACAAUGUUACCAGCCCCCUGUAAGUAGAUACUACUCCACUCACUCUGCACAGAUAAUUAAAUAAUUCAUAGCCUUUAAGCCUACUGGAGGUCAGCUUGCCCAUGGCACCCUAGCAUACUUCUUAGAGCACAUCUGAAGUAUGGUUUACCUAAAGUUAUAAAUACUAGUGACUAAGGCACUUUGGCACUUAUUCCUUGAUCAUACAGACAAUUUUGCAUGUGUUUGCACAAGUCAACCACUAUUCUGAGAUGAUUAGAGUGACAGUGCAAUAAAUGGAUAAACAAUCAUCAACUGUUACUUUCAAAAUACUGGAAAGUGAGAACUGUUUUGUGUCAAUAUAUUUAGCUGCUAACACUACCUCUUACAAAAUAAGUGUGGAUCUUUUUUCUUCAGUUGCCAUUCAUUCUAAAGUCAGUUUGAGUUUGUUUUGUUCACACUGUUCUAUCAAAAUGUCUUAAUUAUACUGAAUGAUUGUGUGAAGCUUGUUCAUCGUUUACAUGGAAAAUUAAAUCUCAAAUUGAUAAAUGAUUUCGAAAUGCAACUGUUUGAAUUUGACAAAAGGAUAACAGUCAUCAUACUGGGAUUGUGCUUGGUGUCAUGCACACGUGACAAAAUAUCAAUUGGAUACAUUUGAC